UAUAGAAGUUAACAGUUAGUGACGUGUCAAGAUGGCGGGUGGAAAGAAGCUUACUAAAGAGGAAGAGCUUUUACUUCAAGAUUUUAGCCGAAACGUCUCGACCAAGUCGUCGGCAUUAUUCUACGGAAAUGCAUUUAUAGUUUCGGCCAUUCCAAUAUCACUGAAGAUCUUUGAAACCUCAAAACUUUUCAACAUGGUGGAUAAGAAUAUUCCUGUGAGGGGCUAUGCUGAUGCAUUGAAAAUAUCCAAGGAAGCUGGUGCCAGCACAACCAUAACUUUCUAUCCUUCCUUAUUAACCCAUGUUCAAGAGAAGGAAGUUUUGUGCAGAAAAUGGCUGGCAGACCCUAUAAAGAGAGAAGCGCAAUCCUCGGUGACUACUUCAACCUUGCCUCUGAUGGUGCUGCACCCACUGCUGAAUCGGUUGCCUUUUUUUUUUUUUUUUGUUAGAGUUGCCGUAAAGAGAGAAGAGGCAGUGACAAGAGAAAUUAUGAAAAAAUUGGCCGACGACAAGAAAAUGUCUAAAAAGGAGAAGGACGAAAGAAUUUUAUGGAAGAAGAACGAAGUGGCCGACUACGAAGCGACUACGUUUUCCAUCUUUUACAACAACGCCCUAUACUUAAUGCUCAUCACGGUCGCUUCCUUUUACGUGAUGCGAUCGUUUACGCCCAGCGUGAACUACGUGCUGUCGGUGGGAACCGCGGGAGGACUGUUGGCUCUGUUUUCUACAAGUUCUCACUAAAAACUUAAACAUUUUAAACUGACAAUAAAAGUUUGAA
Messenger RNA from Centruroides sculpturatus (bark scorpion), 776 nucleotides. RefSeq names its product translocon-associated protein subunit gamma-like. Gene Ontology annotation, cellular component: endoplasmic reticulum; membrane. NCBI's taxonomy places the organism in Eukaryota, Metazoa, Arthropoda, Arachnida, Scorpiones, Buthidae. Gene Ontology annotation, biological process: SRP-dependent cotranslational protein targeting to membrane. Bases 32 to 739 code for a protein of 235 amino acids. The record is from RefSeq and is a predicted model, not a curated record. The transcript has 5 exons.